AUUUAAUCUUACUGAAAAAUGCCAAGGCAAAUUUUGUAAACAUCUUCUUACAGUUUUUUUUUGCCAAAUUACAAAUAUGUACUAAUCUUUGAUUUAAGUCCCCUUAUCUACAACCAAUAAACAUGAGCGGUGCCGUUUAUGGUGGAGAUGAAGUAGGUGCACUAGUAUUUGACAUUGGUCACAAUACUGUCCGAGCCGGAUAUGCAGGAGAAGACUGUCCAAAAGUAGACAUCCCAACUACAAUGGGGGUCUGGCUAGACUCGGAAGAUGAGGUAUCAGUACCUGUCACCCAUUAUAACAUUGGACUAUGUGCUAUACAUGUGUGGAGACCAGAAAUGGAACUAAGUUCAUUCCUGAAGGAUGGCAUGGUAGAAAACUGGGAUAUGUUUGAGAAUUUCCUGGAUUACAUCUAUUUCUGUGCCCUAAAAGCAGUUCCAAGAGAUCAUCCCAUCCUUCUCAGUGAACCACCAUGGAUCACUUCACCUAAACGGGAAGAAAUGGCAGAACUCAUGUUUGAAAAAUAUGGAGUGCCAGCAGCAUAUUUGGCAAAAAACGCUAGCCUAGCUGCAUUUGCCAAUGGAAGACCAACUUGUUUGGUUCUCGACAGUGGGGCUACCCACACCUCUGCUGUUCCAGUACAUGAUGGUUAUGUUCUCACACAAGCAGUGGCUAAAUCUCCUGUAGGCGGGGAUUAUCUCAGUGAACAGUGCAGAAUAUAUUUACAAGAAAGAGGUAUUGAGUUGGUACCUCCCAGUUUUGUAGCAUCAAAGGAGGUGGGGAGGCCUGAAGAACCACCUAACUGGCAGAGGCGAGAUGUGCCUUAUAAUUUGACAGAUUCUUGGUUUGCCUACAUGAUUAAGGAAGUAAUGCAAGACUUUCAAGCAACCAUCCUGCAAGUCUCAGACAGUUCCUAUGAUGAGGAAAUAGUAAAAACCAUGCCUACAACCCAUUACGAAUUUUCUAAUGGGUACCACAGAGAUUUUGGAAUUGAAAGAUUUAAAAUUCCAGAACCUUUGUUCAACCCUACAAAUGGACAACCAAUUUUGGGUGUAGGCUCUUUGGUAACAACCAGUGCUGGGAUGUGCGAUAUGGAUAUAAGACCUUCCAUGUAUGGCAACGUAGUUAUAACUGGAGGGAACUCUUGCCUUCAAGGGUUUACUGAACGAUUGAACCGCGAUUUAGCCGCCAAAACCCCUCCGAGUAUGCGUCUUAAAGUGAUCAGCGCACCAGGAGUUAGCGAAAGACGUUUCGGUGCUUGGACUGGAGGUUCCAUAUUGGGCUCACUGGGUUCCUUCCAACAAAUGUGGGUCUCCAAGCAGGAAUAUGAGGAAGGUGGAAAAGCGAUUGUUCACACAAAAUGCUUUUAGUUCUUCUAGUUUGCAUUUUUGACAAUAAUUUCCAUCUUGUAUUAUACCAGUUUUAAUUUUUUUUUUAGUUUAGCUGGUGAGAAAAGAGGAAAUUACUUAGGAUUAAGGUAGUUUUUAAUAUUUGGAAAUUUGAGACUGAUGAGAAUUCGAAUGAGGUUAUUUUACUUUUUGAUUAAACUUUUUCAUUUAUUUCAAUCUGACGUGCCAUUUAGAGCAACUUCAAGUAUUUUAAAUACCGUUUAUUAUUAUUUAGGUAGUAGUAGAUGUUUAGUGAAGCCAAUUUUCAUGAAAUAUCAAACAUAUUAAUGAAUUUUUAAGGUGAUAAUUAAAUUACACAACAUUUAAUUCUGAUGUAUUAAACAUGCGUCUUUUGUGCAAUCAUAUUUUACCAGUAUUACCCCCACCAUACAGAGCAACUGCUAUGGUCAAUGUUAAACUAGUGUUUAAAGUAGUACUAGUCAUGUGAGGUUGUCCUCCCUAAAACAACUAUUCUUGAUCUCAAAAUUAUUUUUAGAAAAUUCGUUUUGUUUGUGAUAAUGACCAGUCUGCCAUACUUUUAUUUUAAGUAAUUUUAUUUAUAACAUGGUUCCUGUGUUCCCAAACACUCUUGAUGUAUUUCUAAGCAAUUUUAUCAUUCUGAAUGUGCCAAUAAAUAAAAUUAUAAUAAAGAAAAAA
Anthonomus grandis grandis is the source of this 2042-nucleotide messenger RNA. RefSeq names its product actin-like protein 6B. Bases 123 to 1367 code for a protein of 414 amino acids. The record is from RefSeq and is a predicted model, not a curated record. Gene Ontology annotation, biological process: nervous system development; regulation of transcription by RNA polymerase II. Gene Ontology annotation, cellular component: NuA4 histone acetyltransferase complex; SWI/SNF complex. The transcript has 7 exons. Gene Ontology annotation, molecular function: chromatin binding. Lineage: Eukaryota; Metazoa; Arthropoda; Insecta; Coleoptera; Curculionidae.